Molecule: messenger RNA, 4011 nt
Organism: Polypterus senegalus (gray bichir)
Lineage: Eukaryota; Metazoa; Chordata; Cladistia; Polypteriformes; Polypteridae
Exons: 3
Coding region: 39-3542 (1167 amino acids)
Molecular function (GO): GTP binding; protein binding
Source: RefSeq, a predicted model, not a curated record
UUAAGAUUCACAAGCACCUUGAAGCGCUCAGAAUAAGAAUGAACAAAACAGCAAGCAAGCAGGGAGGGUCACCUCAGGAUGGCUCACCUUUGGAGAUGGCUGCCCUUGGCCGACCCUUCCAGGUGGGGAUGCUCUAUGACUGUCGCACUGACUCGCUCAUUCCAGGUGUCACUCUGUGGGACUUGGAAAACCUUAAGAAGAACCUCAACAUUAAACCACAGAAGAAAACACAAUUGAAGGUCAUCACUUCAGACUCCUUAGAUGAGAAAACCUCCAUCUUAAAUUUGACAGCCUCCCUUAAAGCGAGCUUCUUGUGUGGCUUGAUUGAGGUUGAUGGGUCUGCCAAAUACCUCAAUGACACCAAAUCAUCCAAACGUCAGUCCAGGGUCACCCUGCACUACAGCACGACCACCAGAAUGGAGCAGCUCAGCAUGAGCCACUUGGGGAAUCAGAACGUCGACUAUCCAGAAGUGUUUGAGCAGAAAUCAGCCACCCAUGUUGUCACGGCCGUGCUGUACGGAGCUCAGGCUUUUUUUGUAUUUGAUCAAAGCAGCUCUAAAGAAGAAGAGAGACAGGAGAUUAAAGGAAAAUUAGCUCUAACGAUAACAAAAUUUAUAUCAGUAAAAGCAAAAGGAGACUUAAAAAUGACAGAUGAGGAGAAGAAAACCACUGACCAUCUUAACUGCACAUUUUACGGUGAUUUUGCCCUUGAUCACAAUCCUGCCAGCUUCCAGGAGGCCAUGGAGAUUUACACCGAAUUGCCAACAAAACUUGGCAAAGAUUAUGAGCUUGCUGUGCCCAUCCAGGUUUGGCUGUACCCGCUGAAAUAUCUCGAUUCACAAGCUGCUCAGCUGGUAAGAGACAUCAGUGUGGCACUGGUGUCCAAAUCUCAGGAGGUCCUGGAGGAGAUAGACGAGCACAUCAUGAGGUGUAAUGACAUCAUGAAGGACAGUGUUGUCAAUAAAUUUCCUGAAAUUGGGAAAACCACAGACCAGUUCAAAUCAAUACUUAAUCUAUUUAAGUGUAUUUUCCAAAGAGAUCUGGUGAGUGUCUUGCCAAGUAUCAGGGGAGGUGGUGCAAAUGAGAAAGACCUGGCAGACAUCCUGAAGAAGAAGGAAGAGUCACCAUUCAAGAGGUGGGCCAUAACAACAUGGCUGGAUAAAAGAGAAAAGGAAAUCACCAUGCUGAGUAGUUUCUUAAAUCAAAUUAAAAAAAGGAAUGUGAAUAUUGUUAUAAAUAAUCUGGAUGCAUUGCUUUAUGACACUAGCAUUGACAAUAUUGUCUGCUUGACUUUCACUUCACUCCAUGUGUGUCAGUCAUACAUGUCAGAAAUGGAGAGCUACCUUCAGGCCCCUUCUAGAGAGUCCUCAGAUAAAUCAUUUGAGCCAAGUGAAGAGUUAAUCAUCGAGAAGUUUAGACAGCAUUCCCGAAGUUUCAUUGAGUUUGCUGAAAUUAACCAAGACAACGAGACAAUGAGAUUUCUCGUCCACUCCAAGCCUGAUGCUGAUUAUCUUGGGGCGACGAUUUAUCUAUAUCAGUCUGGGCAGCUCAAAAACCGUGACUUUCAUAUUCCAUCAAAACCUGAGCCUCUUGUGGUCGACUCCCAAACAUUAUUUGCCAUAACCCUAAAAUUAAGACCCCUAAAGUCUGACUCAGAAGUGUACAGAGUGGAAUAUAGGCAAAAUGAAGAUGAAGAGUGGGAGACUGUGGACACAAGCAAUAAAAAUGAAAUCAUUACGAUUACAAAGUUACUUCCAGGUUCAACAUAUCAACUCAGACACAGAGCUGUUUGUCAAGUGGGUGUGAGUCAGGCCAGUGAUAUGAUUGAGGUAAAGAUACCACCUGCCAAACAUCAUCCAGCUAAACUUGCUAUAAAACAAAAAUGUCAGGAGAUAAAAGAUCGAAAUCCUAGACUUUACCUUUUGCCUUUAAAAUCAGACUUCAUAAACAACGAGAAAAAGAUAAGAAAAUGUACCUUUGGAGAAAGAACAUCCAACAAACCUGGAAAAACUAUUAUGGUCCUCGGGGCAACAGGUUCUGGCAAAUCCACCCUGAUCAAUGCAGUGGUCAACUACAUCUUAGGUGUCCAGUGGGAGGACGACUUCAGGUUCAAGUUAAUCCAUGAAGAAACAUCUAGAAGUCAAGCUGAAAGCCAGACAUCUGCAGUGACUGUCUAUAAAAUGAAUUACCAGGAUUGUUUUAAGGUCCCAUACUCCUUAACUAUAAUCGACACACCAGGUUUUAGAGACACCACAGGAAUUCAGCGGGACAAACAAAUCACUGAGCAGAUACGAGAAUGUUUAUCAUCCCCACAGGGUGUCCAGCACAUUAACGCAGUGUGUUUUGUAGUUCAGGCCUCCCAAGCUCGACUGACUCACACACAGAAGUACAUCAUUGACUCCAUUUUGUCCAUUUUUGGUAAAGACAUAGCCAAUAACAUCCUAGUCCUGAUCACAUUUGCAGAUGGACAGCGUCCACCAGUUCUUGAUGCCAUCACGGAGUCUAACAUCCCGCUCCCAAAAGAUGACAAAGGGAGACCUCUUUUUUUCAAAUUUAAUAAUUCAGCCCUUUUUGCUAAUAAUGACGAGACUAAUAGCAGUGAUGGUCUGAUGUUUGACAAAAUGUUUUGGGACAUGGGUGCAAAGAGCAUGGAGAAGUUUUUUGAUUCCUUAGAGAAUAUGGAUGACAAAAGUUUAGCACUGACAAACGAGGUGCUUAAGGAGCGCAGACACUUGGAGACGAUAGUGGAAGGACUGUGGUCUCAAAUUAAAGUUGGAUUGAUUAAAUUUGAACAAAUUAAACAAACUAACGACAUUUUAAAUAAGCACAUUACUGACAUAGAGAGCAGCAAGGACUUUGAGUAUGAAAUAGAAGUAACUGAGAUAAUAAGAGAGAGCAUUGCAGGCACCGGCAAGUUCAUCACUAACUGUCAGAAGUGCAACUUCACCUGUCAUUAUCCGUGUUCUUCACCAACAGAUGAGAAUGGGUUCAGAUGUUCUGUUAUGAAGGACGGGGUCUGCACUGUUUGUCCUGGUAAGUGUGUGUGCAAUGUUCACGUCAGCCAACAGUACAGAUUCAUCUAUGAAACUAAAAAAGUCAAAAAGACGUACGAUGAGCUAAAGAAGAAAUAUGAAAAAGCAAAAGGAGAAAAGAUGGCAACUGAGCAAGUGUUGGAGUGGCUUCAGCAUGAGCUGGAUGUUGUCAAAGAGGAGGUUCAUAAACCCAAUAAGGACUUUCAUGAUUGUAUUAAACGACUUGAAGAAAUCGCCCUCAGACCAAACCCGCUCUCCUCUCCAGAGUACAUUGACCUACUCAUUCAGGCUGAAGAACAAGAAGCAAAGCCGGGGUGGAUGGAGCGAGUGAAGUCACUGCAGGAAGUGAAAGAACAGGCAAUGAUAAUAGAAAAACUCAGCAGAAAUGAAGAACUCCUACCAAAUGAGCAGAAGAAGCAUGAUGGUCAAGAAGAAAGGAAGAAAAACAGGGGAAAGGUUUCAGAUUUGUUAAGAGCAGCAUAUAAGGGACAUAAAAACCUUUUUGCUUGAUUGCUUUUUGUAUUAUUAUUAUAAGCUAUGAAAUGAUUUAACGUUGGCUUAUUACAUUGAUGGUGUUUUACAAUUAUUGCAAUUUAGAAUAAACACAUUUAUGUAUAACAAAUAUGCUAAAUAGUACAAAAUCUGUGAUUAAAUGGAACAUGUGAGCUCCACCAUUUCACAAAGCUCGUCAUUUCAGUUCUUCAGAGCGUCAUGUCUCCAGGGCUGUCUUGUUGUUUUCCGGAUUUCUCUUUUAGAAAAGUUGGUGCAACACAGAAGUGCACUUUGAGUGACACAAAUGACACAAAAAAAUGAGAAAUGCUAAGAAAGUGACUAGUAGAUAUGGUGUUUGUCUAACAUAAAACUCUUUAUAAUUUUAAUCUGCUUACACAAUAGUAUAUAAUUGUAAUUUUAUAUUUUUCUUUGUUUAAUUGUAAAAGUAUACAAGUCAAAGUACAAUUAAAUUGUCUUUAUUGAUCAA